Dendroctonus ponderosae (mountain pine beetle) is the source of this 693-nucleotide messenger RNA. RefSeq lists its product as uncharacterized. Lineage: Eukaryota; Metazoa; Arthropoda; Insecta; Coleoptera; Curculionidae. The record is from RefSeq and is a predicted model, not a curated record. The transcript has 3 exons. The coding region runs from base 59 to 496 and encodes 145 amino acids.
UCCUUUUCGCGAAGCAGAUAGUCUUUGAAGUGGCACAACGUGACACCGAAUACUAAAAAUGUGGUGCAAAAUUAGUCAAACAUCGGUUUGCGCCUUAAUAGUCGUUAUUUUAGCUAUACAGGUUAGAAGUGGGCACCUAGCGAAUUUGGAGCAAUGCAGGCAAAAGUUUCUAGAGCAAACGAAGAACUUCGAUUUCAGUCAAAUUCCCAAGUGCUACAAUGCCAGUAAAUUGGCAGAAGCCAAACGUUACGCGGACGUUUUUGGAGGACUAGUUCAGUCUGUACCAGAUGAAUGUAAACGACCGAAUACAUCGAACUUUAAGCUUUGCCUAAGUAGUACUUUGGCGUAUCUGAGAAACCACAUUCAAGAGUUUCAAGUGAGCAUCGCCGGCAGCGUUAAUGCUUUAUUUGAUGGGGCCAAAAUCUGCGUGGACAUCGCCACUCAACAGUUUUCAGAUCUUGAUCAGUAUAUUGCAAAGGGAUGUCCUGAUAACUGAUUCAAUUAAGCUGUUAAUUCAUUAUACGCCCCUUAAACUCGUCGAGAGUUUUAAAAUAUAUUUCGUUUCAAGCAGCAAGACAACACUGAAGAAAAAUUCCCCCUUUCUUCGUUUUUUUCUCACCGGCGGACAACUGAAAAAUUGACUUUAGCUCUUGGAAUCGACAUCCAUAUUUAAAUAAAUCCGGCUGCAUUAUU